This is a messenger RNA of Macrobrachium nipponense, 618 nucleotides long. RefSeq names its product circumsporozoite protein-like. The transcript has a single exon. NCBI's taxonomy places the organism in Eukaryota, Metazoa, Arthropoda, Malacostraca, Decapoda, Palaemonidae. Bases 1 to 618 code for a protein of 205 amino acids. The record is from RefSeq and is a predicted model, not a curated record.
AUGACUGGAGGAAAUGCCGCUACCAACAAAACUGGAAUGAUUAGAGAAAAUACCGCUACCAUCCGAACUGGAAUGAUUAGAGGAAAUGCUGCUACCAACAAAACUGGAAUGACUAGAGGAAAUGCUGCUACCAACAAAACUGGAAUGAUUAGAAGAAAUGCUGCUACCAACAAAACUGGAAUGACUAGAGGAAAUGCCACUACCAACAAAACUGGAAUGAUUAGAGGAAAUGCUGCUACCAACAAAACUGGAAUGACUAGAGGAAAUGCCGCUACCAACAAAACUGGAAUGAUUAGAGGAAAUGCUGCUACCAACAAAACUAUAAUGAUUAGAGGAAAUGCUGCUACCAACAAAACUGGAAUGACUAGAGGAAAUGCUGCUACCAACAAAACUGGAAUGAUUAGAGGAAAUGCCGCUACCAACAAAACUAUAAUGAUUAGAGGAAAUGCUGCUACCAACAAAACUGGAAUGAUUAGAGGAAAUGCUACUACCUACAAAACUGGAAUGAUUAGAGGAAAUGCCGCUACCAACAAAACUGGAAUGACUAGAGGAGAUGCCAUUACCAACAAAACUACAGAGAUGACGUUACCAACAAAAAUGGAAUCACUGGAGAACUGA